AGUAUUCAAUCUUGCGUUGCCUUAUUCCUUACAACAGCUCCAACGUUUUUAUUUUAUAUUAAUUCACACAAAUCCAUUAAUAUUUUUAACAUCAUAAGAUAACAUUAAAAAAUGCCAGAACUUACAGAAUUUGAUAAAGCUGCAUCAUCGGAAGUUACAAAGACUGAAACAGUAGUCGAUGGUUCUGGAACUGAAUCAGAUUCAGAUGAUACAAUUCCAGAAUUGGAAGAUGUGGGUACAAGCAGUAAUGUUGGAUUUCAUGCAGCAAAUGUUUCCAGUUUACCUAAUGAUAUGAUUUCUAAAGCCAAACAAAGUCGAGGAGAAAAAAAGGCUAGAAAAUUAAUGAGUAAACUUGGUUUAAAAUUUGUUCCAGGUGUUAACAGGGUGACAAUUAGAAAAUCAAAAAAUAUUCUAUUUGUUAUUAAUAAGCCUGAUGUACUUAAAAAUCCAGCAUCAGACACAUACAUAAUUUUUGGUGAAGCUAAAAUUGAAGAUCUGAGUCAACAGGCACAAGUAGCAGCUGCAGAAAAAUUCAAAGAACCACCUGUUAUUUCAGCUGCUGAAGCCGGUGGUAGCACAACAGUGGUUGCCCCUAUACAGGAAGAAUCUGAAGAAGAAGUUGAUGAAACUGGAGUUGAUGAAAAUGAUAUUGAACUUGUUAUGAGUCAAGCUACUGCUUCUAGAGGGAAAGCUAUUAAAGCUCUUAAACAUAAUAAAAAUGACAUUGUUAAUGCAAUAAUGGAAUUAACUAUGUAAGAAAUCAGCUUAAAAAAUUAAACUUAUGUAUUACAGCAAGAUACAUUGAAAUACUAUUGUCAUGAAAGAACUAGUCUCAUCAAAUAGUUAA
Molecule: messenger RNA, 847 nt
Organism: Ceratosolen solmsi marchali
Lineage: Eukaryota; Metazoa; Arthropoda; Insecta; Hymenoptera; Agaonidae
Gene: Nacalpha
Product: nascent polypeptide associated complex protein alpha subunit
Exons: 6
Coding region: 112-756 (214 amino acids)
Cellular component (GO): nascent polypeptide-associated complex
Source: RefSeq, a predicted model, not a curated record